This is a messenger RNA of Gopherus evgoodei (Goodes thornscrub tortoise), 2990 nucleotides long. RefSeq names its product transmembrane protein 115 (gene TMEM115). Lineage: Eukaryota; Metazoa; Chordata; Testudines; Testudinidae. Bases 348 to 1526 code for a protein of 392 amino acids. Gene Ontology annotation, biological process: retrograde vesicle-mediated transport, Golgi to endoplasmic reticulum. The record is from RefSeq and is a predicted model, not a curated record. The transcript is spliced from 3 exons. Gene Ontology annotation, cellular component: membrane; Golgi apparatus.
GGGGCACAGGGUGUGGUGGAGGCACUCCAGUGGGACUUUGUAGUAUCUGAGCAUUUUGGGUAACAGGGCCAAGAGGAUCUGGGCUUGUCCCUUUUGGAUUCUCCGGCAGGCAGGGUAACGGUCCCCUGAUGUGCUGUCGGGGUGGGGGGAGAGGCUGAUCAGCAGGGUGGAGAGCUCUGUCUUCUCCCCUCUCGGUGCCUGUGGUGGCUGGUGUCAGGACUGAAGUCCGCUCUAUCCAUAUUGAGGAAGAGGUGGAGCGGGGGCUGCUGGAUGCAUGACUCCCCCAAAAGAAUCAAAUCAAGGUCCCUGACUGGUUCAGUGAAGGUGUGUGGGGGCAGAGAUUCAACAUGAACCGGUACCUCCCAGUAGCCCGGCAGCAUUUUCUGGCUGUGCUGGCCAGCACCAGUGUGGUGGUGAAGUCCAUCUGUGCCGCUGUCAUCCUGCUCUACCUUCUAUCCUUUGCUGUGGACACGGUGUUCGGGCUUGGCGUGACUCCUGGUUACCUCUUUCCACCCAACUUUUGGAUCUGGACGUUGGCCACACACAGUCUGGUGGAGAAGCAUGUCUGGGACGUUGGCGUGAGCCUGGCCACAGUAGUGCUGGCUGGCAGGCUGCUGGAGCCCCUGUGGGGAGCACUGGAGCUCCUGAUUUUCUUUGCAGUGGUGAAUAUCUCAGUUGGGCUUCUGGGAGCCUUUGCCUACUUUCUCACCUACGUGGGGUCAUUCAAUCUCUUGUACCUGUUUACCGUUCGCAUUCACGGCAUGCUGGGCUUCCUCGGUGGGGUCUUGGUGGCCCUCAAGCAGACCAUGGGUGACAACACUGUCCUGAAGGUGCCCCAGGUGCGGAUGAAAGUGGUCCCUAUGCUCUUACUCCUUAUCCUGGCUGUUCUGAGGCUGACCACCCUAAUUGAAAGCAACCUAUUGGCCUCUUAUGGCUUUGGGGUCCUCUCCAGCUGGAUCUAUCUUCGUUUCUACCAGCGGCACAGUAGGGGACGUGGAGACAUGUCAGACCACUUUGCCUUUGCCACGUUCUUUCCCGAGAUCCUGCAGCCCGUGAUUGGUUUGGUGGCCAACUUGGUGCAUGGCAUCUUGGUGAAGGUAAAAGUUUGCCGGAAAACAGUGAAGCGUUACGAUGUUGGUGCUCCUUCAUCCAUCACCAUCAGCCUGCCUGGAACAGACCCGCAGGAUGCUGAGAGGAGAAGCUCUGGGACAGCAAUAACACUGGCGCAUGUUGCUGGUUCGAGCGCUUCCUCUUCCUCCAGCCGACCCAGGUUCCAAGUGCUCUCUCAUUCGCUGGCGUCUUUCAGACAACUUGCCCUGAAGGCACUGAAUGAGCGGUUGAAACGCGUGGAGGACCAGUCAGCAUGGCCCAGCAUGGAGGACGAUGAGGAUGAGGGAGGUCCCAAGGCGGACAGCCAGCUGCUCCCUGAGAAGAGCCAAAGCAGCCGGGAUGCCAAUGCUGCAGGGAAAGGAGCCAGCCAGGAGUCCAGCCUCAUCACCUUUGAGGAUGCCCCCCCUCAGCUGUGACCUGUGAACACACCACCUCCCUUAUCAGAGUGAUCCCUUCUAUCUUCUCUCAGUCCUGUCUGCUCCCCAGUAAUGCUGUCUGCAGGGAGCAAGGGGACACCUCCAGCAAUCUCAAGAGGAGAGGGCUACCUCAUUCCAGCAUUUAAUAGCCACAGUCAGCUGAUGCCAUGUCUCUAGACUGUCUCUGGGUGGUGACCGUUAGCCAAUGCUGGCUUCUUGGAAGGGCUCUCUCCUGCUGGGGCUCUGGUUCUCAUUUGCUUUCUUCAGUGGUGAUGUGAGGUUCCUCAAAGACACUAAGCAGGGGUGGGCGCCAACCACCAAGGGGGGGUGGACUCACGUGUAUCUCUUCAGCACAGGACAUGGACUAGUCUGUCCAGAGAGGCCUUACACUGGCCACCUCUGCCAGUAGCCACCACUGGGGCUAGCUGACUGUGUACGCCUCAGUGGUGGCCAUGGCACUGUCUGGGCGGAGGCACUGGACUCAUCCGGCCUCAGGAUUUGCCCUGUGCGUGGUUGGUCAGGUCCCAGUUUUGAAGCCUGUGUGCUAGACCACUAGAUGACCCUCACAGCAUCCCAGAGGGCAAACUCAGCAAGUGAUACAGCACUUUCUCUCUCUUACUUUUGUGGUGGUGGUUGUUAAAAAGUACUCUGCAGCUUCCUUUUUCCCUUUCAAAGUUAGUUUUGUUACUGAUCGGAGGAGCAGGAAGUUUUUCUUAAUCCCUUUGCUAUAUUAACCCUUUCCCCUCUGGCCCCAAUUAUCCGGCAAGAACUGACUACAAUAAAUUCCUGAGUUGGGAAUUUGCCAUGAUCAUUAGAUAAGCCUGUUUAGCUACAAAGUAAUUGCUUAAUACCGCCCCCUUGCUGCAGCUGCCUACUUUGAAUUAUUGACUGGAAAGUCUGGGGCCACAGAGCUUUGAGCCUAGUCCAUGGACAUACAUCAACCCUAGUCUUUCUGUGGGUGUCCUAGAGGGGUUUAAUUUUAUUUGUGUUAUUGCUACUUUGGUUUUUCUCUAAUUUCUUUCGCAGUGAUUUAAAUUGUAACACAGCCUCUGCACUGAGUAGGACCUGCGCAUUCACUGCUGCUUGGAUGAAUCAUCUGUGCAUUGAUUCUUUGUCAGAUGGCAAAUCUGUUUUAUGGUGGGGCUCUUGACAAUUCUUCCAAUAUCUGCUUUUUUCCCCUCCCUUUGAUUAAAAUGUUGGUUUCCUCUCUCCUUUUCCCCUCCUCUGUGCUGAUGGGAUUUUUUGGAGAGGGGUUGUGGGGGCUUCUCUGGAAAAGCUUUCCUUGAGAACCAGCCCCCCAAGACUAUACCACUCCAGCCUGUGUACUUCCCUGGGAGGCAGCUACCAAAUUGAGGAGUGUGCGUGUGUGAUGACUUUUUUUCUUAAAAGGGCCACACAAGAAGGUUUUGUCAACCGAGAAAUAAACAUACGGGAAUUUCAGUAUCAAUAAACAAUUAUUUCAAA